GGAGAAAUCUGAUCCGAUUGCAGCGUCGCAUCACGUCUGUCCAGCUAAGCUGUACACCAUGCCAUAUAUCGCGUAUUAUACCGGCAUCGGUAUCCAAUAUAUCACACUUUUGCGCCGGGGCUAUCGAGUGUAUGCCGAUGAUGCAAUCAACUUGUAAAAUAUUUAUUUGUGCUGACAAUCGGUGAUAUGUCGUCGAUGGAGAGCGGCAGGCGAGAUGAUUCAUUGUUAACCUCCCGUAUGUUCACCCGCUAAAUCCACGUUGUUGACAGAAUGUCUUUGCCUGAUUAUUGGUGUGUGUACCUUGAUUUUUCCAUCUCCCCACUGUGUGGUGUAUAGUAUUAUACGCGUGUGUUAUGAUUCGAAUUAUGGACGUGGACGUCGUGCGUGGCUCCGCCUUUUGGCGUUUAUUAAUAAUCAUAUGCAAAUGCCGGCGCGAUAUCCGCUGGACGUAUAUAAAUCCACCGGCACAUGGACAGUUAUUCGGUAGCAUUCGUGUUCAGCGAUUUCUUUUGUUCCGUAUACGUAUUUCCCACGUGUGCACAAGAGAGCGUGUGUAGUGUGUGAGUGUGUGUAUACGCUAGACUGAUUUGAUUGUUUGUUAAUCUAUACCGUGUAUACGGAUUACAAAAGGAAUACCGGUCGUGUGCAGUUAGAGAGCUGAUCGAGAUCGCGUUUCACCAUGAAGAUCCCGGUUUGUUCCGUUGUCCUCCUGACCGUCAACUGGGUCGUAGCACACAAUCUGGAUAAACGCCAAGCUCUGAACCCCCAAAACCCCGGCGUCUGGCAGGCCCUGGAUCAGCUGCGCGGCAGCUCCGCCCCCUCCGCCGCCGACAUCCAGCGGAUAAUGGCCAACGCCGUGCCCGGUCGGGAUUAUCCCAUGUUAGCCUACAUUCCCCAGACGACGUUCAGCUGCUCCAAUGUCCGCCAGCCGGGCUUCUACGCCGAUCCGGAGACACGCUGUCAAGUCUUCCGGCGCUGUGAGGCCAAUAACUAUAUGUUCUCCUAUAUUUGUCCCAACACCACCAUCUUCAACCAGAUCACACUGGUCUGUGAUUACUGGUACAAUGUCAACUGUCCCAAUUCACAGUCUUUCGUGGAUUAUUCCAAUCCCAGAAUUUACAUCCAAAAUGCGCGCUUAUUGGACGAUGUGAAUUACGGCGGCGGCUCCGGCAGCGGUGGCUCCAUCGGACCCGGCGGUCCCAUCAUUACCGGCGGUGGAGGUUCCGGCUCCGGUUUGGCGGGUGCCGCAUACACCGGCGGACAAAUCUCGGGUGGUGGCGGCAGUGGUGGCUCCAUCUACAACCAAAACAGUGGACUGACCGGCAGCGGUGCCGGCGCCUACACCGGCUCCUUCUCAGGCUCCCUCACCCAACCGCCGUCUCAAACCAACCUCCCGUACGGCACCAUGCCGCUCCAGCAAACCACCUACCCGUCGGCGAUCCAGUAUACUCAGUAUAACAGCGGUGGCGGUGCUCCUCAACAGCCCAUUGCCGGUUACAAUUCCCAACCUGGUCCCAACUACCAGAACAGCGCCCCGGUGCAACCGUCGUACCGCAGUCUGUCCAACCGUCUGCUCAAACUGCAGGCCGAUGCUUCUGACCGGAUACACGAUGUAGUGGCCGCUCACUCGCAAACGCCGUUGUCGUCGCCGCAGCAGACACCGGCAACACCCACUGUCGGCUCCACAACAACGGAGAAAUAAGCGACCGCGCUGACCUUUAUUGACUACAGUGAUAAAAAUGAUAAUACUUGUUCGUAAUGCUGCAGUAUUUGUUAUGCGACGUAUAUUAUAUUUAUGAAAUCGUGAAAAUGUUAUUAUGUUAGGAGAUUGAAUUCAAAUAA
Paramacrobiotus metropolitanus is the source of this 1842-nucleotide messenger RNA. RefSeq lists its product as uncharacterized. NCBI's taxonomy places the organism in Eukaryota, Metazoa, Tardigrada, Eutardigrada, Parachela, Macrobiotidae. The transcript is spliced from 5 exons. Gene Ontology annotation, molecular function: chitin binding. Bases 680 to 1702 code for a protein of 340 amino acids. The record is from RefSeq and is a predicted model, not a curated record. Gene Ontology annotation, cellular component: extracellular region.